Messenger RNA from Hippocampus zosterae (dwarf seahorse), 593 nucleotides. Its product is annotated as cytochrome c oxidase subunit 7A-related protein, mitochondrial-like. The record is from RefSeq and is a predicted model, not a curated record. Gene Ontology annotation, biological process: regulation of oxidative phosphorylation; mitochondrial electron transport, cytochrome c to oxygen; mitochondrial respirasome assembly. NCBI's taxonomy places the organism in Eukaryota, Metazoa, Chordata, Actinopteri, Syngnathiformes, Syngnathidae. The transcript has 3 exons. The coding region runs from base 99 to 443 and encodes 114 amino acids.
UUAAAAUUCGAUGUCUAUGGUUAGCAGUUAGCUACGGGUCAUUGGUGUCCUUCGGUAGCCAUCGGGUGGAAGCGAGUUUCAGCUGACCAGUGUGAACGAUGUACUAUAAGUUUAAUAGCAUAACACAGCGGCUCACUGGAGCAACCGCCAACGCAUACACCCCGCAGGGUCUCCGUCCAGCUGUCCCUCCAGUCAGUCCCCCUGUCAUCUUUGCUUCUCCUACCAAGUUGGCAACUGAAGCAGGAAGCCAGGUGCAAUAUUUGGGAGUCAACAAAGUCCCCGACUUGCAGAGACUCUUCCAGACAUCUGACGGAGUCCCAGUCCAUCUGAAGGGGGGUCUGAUUGACAAGCUGCUCUACAGAACCACCAUGGGGCUGACCAUUGGAGGGGCGCUUUACUGCCUCGUCGCGCUCUACUUUGCUGCUCAGCCUAGCAACAAGUGAUUCCUGCACAGUCCAGUAUGAUGGCAGGACCGGCGACAAUUGGCUGGUUUGAAGGACUUUGGGGAAUUACAUUCAGGUUAUAUACUUGCACGAUAAAACCGUUCAAAGUUUAUUUUCUAAGUAAAACCAAUAAAGUUAUAUUUUGUUGAA